AUGACUAUCGCAGACCUCAUCCUAUCCCUGAACGACCAAAUUCGGGACCAUGCAGGUCGAUCACUCCUCGUGUCCUUUUUUAUUGCUCCUGUCGCGUACCUUUUCGUCAACGAGAUAAUCCGCCAUAACGCACGGAUUGACAAUUUGAAAGGCCCUUCUGGGUUCCCCCUCGUUGGAAAUAUUUGGGACAUUCGUACUAACGCAGCCGAAAAGUAUCGCGAGUGGGCCAAAAAGUUUGGUCCGGUAUACCAGAUCCAACUCGGCAACAUUCCCGUCAUAGUUGUCAACUCGGCGGCUGCCGCCAGGGAGCUCUUCGGGAAGAAUGGUCAGGCGCUCAGCUCAAGACCAGAGUUCUACACUUUCCACAAAGUCGUCUCUGAUACUGCCGGAACGACGAUUGGUACAUCGCCCUACAGCGACUCGCUCAAGCGGCGACGCAAAGGCGCUGCAUCGGCGUUGAACCGCCCCUCUGUGGCAACAUACGUUCCUCAUCUCAACAUUGAGACUCUCGACUUUAUCAAAGAACUUUACACAGACGGAAAAGUUGGCGAGGUCCCCAUCGAUCCCAUGCCCAUGAUCCAAAGGCUCUCGCUAUCUCUUGCCCUUACGCUCAACUGGGGCAUUCGUCUGAAGAGCAGAGAAGACGAUCUUUUUGGCGAGAUUACUCAUGUUGAGGAGGAAAUCAGUCGCUUCCGAUCCACCACCGGCAACCUCCAGGACUACAUUCCACUUCUCCGCCUGAAUCCUGUCAACUUCCACUCUGCCAAGGCUCGGGAGAUGCGAAGACGACGUGAUGCCUAUCUAUCCUCGCUUAAUAGAGGCCUCGAUGAGCGCAUCGCUAAGGGAACCUAUAAGCCAUGCAUCCAGGCAAAUGUCAUUUUGGAUAAAGAGGCAAAGUUAAACGAGGAUGAGCUCACAUCAAUUAGCUUAACUAUGCUUUCCGGCGGCCUCGAUACUAUUACGACCCUUUUAGCCUGGUUCAUUGCUUAUCUAUCCCAGCAUCCGGAGAUCCAGGACAAGGCCGUUUCCGAAAUCCGCAAGCUCUACGCUGAAGACCAACCGAUGUGUGAUGUGGAGGACGAUCAGAAAUGCCAAUAUAUCGUCGCUCUGGUGCACGCGGAAGUAUGGGAGGACCCGGAAGUGUUCCGCCCCGAAAGAUGGAUUGAACAACCGGACGCUCCACUGUUCACGUAUGGCAUUGGCUACCGCAUUGAGGGGAAACGCAGACCCAACCAGUUUGGUGGCAAUGCCGAAACGCUACAGAUCUAG
Scedosporium apiospermum is the source of this 1269-nucleotide messenger RNA. RefSeq lists its product as uncharacterized. The transcript is spliced from 4 exons. Gene Ontology annotation, molecular function: monooxygenase activity; heme binding; iron ion binding. Lineage: Eukaryota; Fungi; Ascomycota; Sordariomycetes; Microascales; Microascaceae. The record is from RefSeq and is a predicted model, not a curated record. Bases 1 to 1269 code for a protein of 422 amino acids.